This is a messenger RNA of Thecamonas trahens ATCC 50062, 4209 nucleotides long. RefSeq lists its product as uncharacterized. The record is from RefSeq and is a predicted model, not a curated record. Bases 1 to 4209 code for a protein of 1402 amino acids. The transcript is spliced from 3 exons. Lineage: Eukaryota; Apusomonadida; Apusomonadidae. Gene Ontology annotation, molecular function: protein binding.
AUGCUGUCCGCGCCGUGUCGGCAGGCCCACGGUCUGCGGCGCCACCACCGCCUGUGGCGCAACGUGACGUCGCUGGACUCGCGCGCGGCGCUGCUGCGGCUGUACGCCGAGCUCGACGGGCCGAACUGGUACGACAACUCGGGGUGGAACCAGCCGGACUCGGACCCAUGCUGCUACCUCAUUGCCGACGGCAGCUGUGUCUCGUGGUUUGGUGUACAGUGCUACAACAUCACCAUCCUCGCACCCAAUCUCAAGUACGAUCCGCCGUUUGUGGUCGACGGCAUCUUCAUCAACGCCAACGGGCUCAAGGGCGAGCUGACUUCCACCAUCUGCGAGAUCUCGUGGUUCCUCAACGAGCUGGCACUCGUCGACAUGCCCAUCACCGGCAGCCUCCCGUCGUGCAUCGCCCACUUGCCCAACCUGCACUUCCUCUACGUCUCGAGUCUCCACUUUGACCCGGCCCCGCUCCCGCCCUGGAUCGGUAGUAUGCACCUGAUCGGCCUCUCGCUCGCGUCCAACAGCUUUUACGGGCCUAUUCCUCACGAGUACGAAGCGCUUGCCCAGACUGCACUCAACGUGUUUGACCUCUCAGGCAACAACAUCAACGGGACUUUGCCGGCAUGGAUUGAUGACCUCCGCUGCGUCUCACUCAUCUCGCUCCGCUCCAAUGAUCUCACUGGCGGCAUCCGCGGCGGCAUCUUUCGUGCUCCGUUCAUUGCGCUUGUCGACUUUUCGCAGAACAUGCUCACGGGGACGGUGCCCGACACCUUUUCGGCCACCUCAUUUCUCGGCACGCUUGAUCUCUCGUUCAACUCGCUCAACGGAUCCAUCCCACCGUCGCUCGGCGUUGCACUCCAGGCCACGGCGAUGAAUGUGACUCUCACCGAGAACAACCUUGUCUCGGGUCUGGACGUCCUGUUCUUGCCCGGCUCGCGAGCAGUCACUAUCGACGUCUCGGCCAACGACCUCCGCGGCUCGCUGCCGCACCACAUGGACAACGCCGUCAACCUGACUUCGCUCAUUCUGCGAGCCAACGCGCUCAAUGGCACCAUCCCUUCCUGUCUAGGCAAGCUGCACAAGCUCCGUGUCCUCGACCUUUCCGACAAUGUGUUCUCGGCCAUUGAUCCAAACUGGCGCAUCUACGACAUGAACUCGCUCGAUUUUCUCUCGCUCCGGCACAACAUGCUCUCCACCGCCCCGCCACUUUUCUUUCUCAACGCUGGGCGCGACGCAAAUGGCAACCUAUUUUGCUCGUGGGUCUCGCCGCUCACCUUUGUCGACCUCUCGUCCAACCCGUUCUCCACUUUCGGCGCUCCGAGCCCGGUCUCCACUCGCGGCGGGGAGUGGCAGGCCGUCUGGGACGAUGCGGUGGCUGUCCGCGGCGUCGGCGCGCUCCCGCAUGUCAUGGGCGCUGCCGAGCCGUUCAUCACAGCCUCGCGGCACAACGGUAUGUACACCAUUUCCGAGCUCUUCCAAAGCCUCGUUGUCUCGUCGCUCCCCAACUCGCAGACACUAGUCUCUUGCAUCCUCACUGCCGGCGCAGUCAACAACCGCCUGCAGACUCUGGUCCUCUCUGACCUCGGUAUCGAGGGCGAGUUGCCGUCGCUCCUCUUCUCGGCCUUUCCCUCGCUCUCGCAUCUCGACCUCUCGCACAACCGCAUUUCGUCCAAGCUCCCGUCGUCGUCGGUCGUCUAUCCGUUCUACCUCCCAUACCCGCUCGAGUACCUCAAUCUGGCGAACAACAGCCUGACGGGCGACAUUCCCCUCAUCUUUGGCCUUGCGCUAGAGUCGAACCUGCGCUACUUUUCGCUGGUCAACAACAACAUGACCGCCGAGUCGGGUCAACUCCCGUCGUUCCUUGUCCCGACCUAUGACUCCCAGCUCGACUUUACCGACCAGCACUACUACUGCCCGUCGAUCCAGGAUCAGAACCUUCGGUCAACGGUUCUCGUCGACCCAACAUACUAUCGGCGGUCGCUCUGCCGCUGCGCCCAAGGUUACUUUGGUCGCGUUUUAGAGGAUGGCAGCGGGUGCAAACCGACGUACUCAUACUGUCAGAACUCGCGUGAGUGUGUCCUUCGCAGCAACGCCGCCUUUUCCAACGUUGUGGCGCCGCUCCGUGGCUACUGGCCGGCGCCCGCGCUUGACAACGCCACACUCUUUAUCCGUUGCUCCGACGUGCCGCAGCUCGAUGACACCAUUGCGUGCAACCCGCUCGGACCCAACGACCAGCGGAGCGCCCUUGAUGAGUUUGCCAAAGGCGUGCAGUGCAAGCCGCGGCCCGACGGCCCGGGCCUCUCGUGCAGCCCGCCUACAAGCGUCUGCCGACCGGGCUCCGAGGGCCGGCUCUGCUCGGUCUGCUCCGACGACUACUACAUGUCUCCCCAGGGCUGCAUCCCGUGCCCGCUCAGCCACCAGUCACUGGGGUGGACGGUCAUUUCGAUCCUGGCCACCUUGAUUGUGGUUGUCGUUGCCCUCCAGCUCCGUUCCCAAGAGACUUCCGGCCAUCGCCUCAAACUUCGCAGGCAGUUCCAUGAGGCACGGUCGAUCCGCGGCUUCUUCUCGACUUUUUGGCCCGAAAUGACGCAGGUCUUUCUCCUCUGGGUAUUGAUUCCGGUUGCACUCACGCCGUACGACCUCGACGGCAACGCGUCAGCGUUCAUCUACUCGAGUGUCUUUUUCUACAUGAUAUACUCGCUCCUGCGCAAGUCAAUUCCGCUCGAUCGCGCCGCGCGGCAUGCCGCCGAGCGUGAGACCCGCACACGCUCGAGCGACAUGCGGGCCCCGCUUCUCGGCUCGCUCAACGCGCCACGUGCAGGCGGUUCGGCCCGCUCGUCGGCGGCGGACCCGAACAAGUCCAUGGGUGGUUUCCUCGGCGACACGCCUGUCCGCGACGUCCAGCAAGUUCUCGCCGUCAGUCAAGGUCUCUUCAAGAGCUUUCUUGUCUUCUUCCAGACGCUGGCGGUCAUUACCGGGACUGUUCUCCCGCCGACGGAAACGCUCUCGUACCUGGUCGAGUUCAACAACCUCGUCAUCACCUCGCUCCGCAACAAGUGCCGCUUUCCGUCGUUCCACUACCAGUCUGGCUUUGCCGUCAUCAUGUGGGUGCCGGUUGUCGUCGCCAUCCUCCUCCUCAUCGCGCGAUGCGUCUCGUCGCUCUGGUUUGCAGUGGGCAAGCUUCGUGAGGCCUGGUCAGCCCGCGGCUCGACCGACGCGUCGACCCGCCGGAACGUCGCGUCGGCGCGGCAGGCGAUGCGGGCAAGUGCCAUGGGUCAGACCCUUUUCUCCACUGGUGUCCUCACCUUGUACAUCCUCUACUUUCCGCUCCUGGUCUCGUACUUCUCGCUGUUUUCAUGCUCGUCCGACCCUCUUACUGGUGUGAGCUACCUCCGCGCCGCGCCGUACAUUCGCUGCUGGGGUGGUGACGUCUGGUUGAGUAUGAUCAUUGUGGGAAGCACGCUUAUGGGCGUUUACACCCUCGCCCUGUUUGCCAUCUUCGGCCGCUUCCAGCGCCACAAGCGCCUCGGCCGCCUCAACCACAUCGACGUCCGCACCAAGUACUCGAUCCUGUACGACUCGUACCGGCCAGGCGCCGCCGGCUUUGAACUCAUUCUCACCGCCCGCCGCAUUGCCAUUGCUGCCGUCGUAGGUGUUGCACCGGUCACCUCGGCGUUCACCGCCGUCAACGUCGUUUUCAUUCUUGCCGGUGCCCUCGGCAUCCAAGGCUGGCUCGCGCCGUUCAACACCUCGCUCGGCAACCUGAUGGAGACCAUUUCGCUUGUUGCUCUCCUCUGCAUCUACAUUCUCUCGCGCUCCAUUCUGCGCCUCUUCUCGUCGAACGAUACUGCAGCUGUUGACCUUGACGGCAACGUGGAGGUCAACACCCUUGUGUCUCUUGUCCAGUCGCUCUCGUUCUUCACCAUCCUCCUGUACUGGUUCUUUGGCACGCUGCCCUUCCUCCGACUCAUUCCCUUUAUUCGCAAGCGCAACCUGCGCAUCAUGCGCCGCCUCGGCCUCGGCGUCCACUAUGACUCGAACGCUGCGUCGCCAGCGCUCCGUUCCGGCGCCACUGUCGUCGGCGCAGGCAUCCGUAACUCGUACCACGCCGCCACCGACGAAGCUGCCAGCAGCGAGCUUGGUGACGUCAACGGCAUGCCUGUUGUCGUGGCCAAGUCUGCUGUGGACACCGAGCCGCAAGGCUGCCUUUAA